Sebastes umbrosus (honeycomb rockfish) is the source of this 1186-nucleotide messenger RNA. RefSeq names its product macrophage mannose receptor 1-like. NCBI's taxonomy places the organism in Eukaryota, Metazoa, Chordata, Actinopteri, Perciformes, Sebastidae. The record is from RefSeq and is a predicted model, not a curated record. The coding region runs from base 40 to 687 and encodes 215 amino acids. The transcript has 2 exons.
AAGCAACCCAAUGAAAAAUUCCAUUUGAUUAAGAUUAAGAUGACCUGGCCACAGGCUCAGAACUACUGCAGAGAACAUCACACUGACCUGGCCAGUGGACUCCAACAGAUAGAAGACGAAGAAUUCAAAAAAGAGGAGACGCAGUCUAAUAAGAGCUUGUGGAUCGGCCUGUUCAAUGACACUUGGAAGUGGUCAGAUGAGAGCAAUUUCUCUUUCAGAAACUGGGAUCUGGAGUCUUUUGAAGAUGAAGAAGUCAACAAGAAAUGUGCUAUGGCCAUGUCAGAUGGAAAAUGGAGCUCCGAUGAUUGUAACAACACCAAACCCUUCUUCUGCUACAACGAUAAAGUGAUCCUGAUCAAUGAGAAAAUGGAGUGGAUGGAAGCCUUGAAUUACUGCAGAAGCAACCACCGUGACCUGGUCUCCAUCACUAACCCUCACCAGCAGAGAUGGGUCCAAGAGAGAGCCAAGAAGGCCGUCUCUGAGUACGUCUGGCUGGGACUGCGCUACACCUGCAGUAUGGAUUCAUGGUUCUGGGUCAAUGACAACCUGGUCUGCUAUGAGAACUGGGCCUCAGAGGAAAAGGCUGAUAAGUGUGAAAUGGCUGCAGCCAUGGGCAAAGAUGGACCGAAUAAGUGGUUCAAAAGAGCUGACACUUCCACAUUUAAUUUCAUCUGUGCUUUAAAGUAAGCUUUAAACCUAAAUCACUGGUGACAGACUUUAUAUUUCUGCUGUAUUUUUCUUGACUGCAACAAGUGACACUAGACUAGUAUGUAUCUGUUCUCUGAAUUUAUUGAAUGGCAAUAUGGCAAAUAUUUAGAAAUCACAACCCGAAGAGGGGAGAAACAAAAUGACUAACAGACUUGUUACCUGCAGAUCAGACAUUGAGAGAAAGAGGCUAAACUAAAGUUGUGUUUUUCUUGUCUCCUCGUCCUGAUUCUGAUGAGAGAUAACAACAAGCGGUUGUUUUUUAAUGAGGAUGUUGUCGUAUUUUUGUUUUUAAAGUGUGGGCUUUUUAUGCAUCUCUUGAGGUUGUAUUUUGCAUCCCAUCAGUGUGGUAGAGUAAGAGAAAAUAGGAAUAAAUACACCAACCUGUACUGCUUUGCUAUCGUUACUAACUUUGGAAUAUUUUAGGUUUAAGUUUGGGUGAUGUUUAAAAUAUGUCAAAUCAUAUAUCUGUGAUUAUCAU